UAGUUCUAAGCGAGAACUGGGAGCAUGGAGUACACAGAGGACAUUCACGAGUGGCAACAAAUUCCCGAAAUCUCUGAAUGGAACACAGUGGUGAUCAACGAAAACUACCUUGAGGUUGAGCUUCAAGAGGGUGGCCAAUAUUCUUCCACGAACGACUCAAGUCCCACCCAUCACGAAGACUCGUUACAAAUCGUUCCAACAAUGUUGAUAGACUCCGAAGAUGGAACUUCCUCGACCUUAACGGCGUCGUCUAGUUCGGUGAGUGAAGAGGACGAAGUGCCCGCGCCUCCGCCGUCAGAUUGGCGGGUGCGGGUGGCGAAUGAAGGGAAGAAGCUGUUGAAGCUGAGAUUGGAGGCUGUGAGAGCUAAAGUGGUUAGGGUGGCUUCCAAGGUUAGUAAUUGGGGAAUGUAUGCCGGGGUGUUUUGGUCAUUUAAGUAUGUCACCGGAGCUGCGGUGGUGGCGGCGGUGUUUGUGUCGUUAGUUUACGUGGGAAUUCGACAGCGUCGUCGGAAGAGCGUGGAUCAUUGGGUUUAUCUUCUUAGAGAGAAAGAUGAGAAAAUUGGGCAACUCUUACUUCGAAUUGCACAAUUAAAUGAAGUGCUGUCAUCACGUCGCAAGGUUCCGGUGCAUCGAAUCAACGACUAAUUACAUUGCUAUUGCAGAAUCGAUGAGGGUGAUGCAAAUUUUCCAUUAUUGACUUUGACUAUGUAUUGCAAAGCAUAUACGAGCUUGAAACUG
Molecule: messenger RNA, 738 nt
Organism: Abrus precatorius (Indian licorice)
Lineage: Eukaryota; Viridiplantae; Streptophyta; Magnoliopsida; Fabales; Fabaceae
Exons: 2
Coding region: 25-645 (206 amino acids)
Source: RefSeq, a predicted model, not a curated record